AUGAAGGUUACAAUCGACUUGGACAAUGCAUACACAUAUGCAGCGACACAGUACUACUCUGUCAACCCUCGAAACAGAAAGUUCGUCUUUCUAUUGCCAGCUAGCUUGUUCUUGGUAUGGUUUAUGUGGUUAUUCGGCCCUUCCCACGAGACGGUCAAGUCUGCCCUUCCCAAAGUUUCAGUAAACUAUCAUCCAAACCGCCCUCCUCCUUCGCCCUACAAUGAAACAAAACUUGCCCUUCUCAUCGAAACCCGACCAAUGGGCCAUCUUGCUCCUCUACUGCUUCACAUGAUCACUAUCGUGCCACCAGACUGGAGAUUCCUCUUUUUGGGAACAAAUGAGUCGAUAUCCCACUUGAACUCCUCUCUACCUGUACAGGGGCAUGAAAGGAAUGGAAAGCUUGACCUUAUGCUUAUUCCAGAGAACAUCUCUGUCGCCGGUGCAGAAGAAACUUCGCAAACAUUCACAAACCUCUGGUUCUACGACGAAGUUCUAGGCGGCAACCGUGGCGUUGAACAUUUGCUAGUCUUCCAAACUGAUAGCAUUCUAUGCGCCAACAGCGAGUUAUCAUUGAAUGAUUGGCUUCAGUACGAUUGGGUUGGGGCUCCAUGGAAUCUCCAAGACAAAUUCGGCGGAAAUGGCGGCCUUUCCCUCCGCAAAAUCUCAAAAAUUAAACAAGUCCUCCAAUUCCAAGAGCGCAUCCCUAAAACUGACCCCGAGGACCUCUGGCUCAUCAAACGUAUCGGCCUUCUCCCCGGGGCAAACAUGGCGACAGCAAGGCAGGAAGCUGAAUUCAGUGUUGAGAAUGUCUGGCAUUCAUCACCAAUGGGCUUUCAUCUCGGCAUGAGUGGGGAGAGAUUACCAGAAGGAGUAUGGGAUCGUGAAGACAACAGGAAGAGGAUCUAUGAAUAUUGUCCUGAAAUCAAAAUGAUAAUGAAAAUGCGUCUCGAGCGCGAACGAUGCACGCAAGAUGAAAUCAACAACUAUAAUAGGAACAACCCGAAUGAAAGGCGUGAAAUCACUGAGGAAGCCUUUAUCCCAGUUCCUUUCGGGUUUUGA
Molecule: messenger RNA, 1059 nt
Organism: Orbilia oligospora ATCC 24927
Lineage: Eukaryota; Fungi; Ascomycota; Orbiliomycetes; Orbiliales; Orbiliaceae
Exons: 4
Coding region: 1-1059 (352 amino acids)
Source: RefSeq, a predicted model, not a curated record